Messenger RNA from Arctia plantaginis, 444 nucleotides. The record is from the annotation of a GenBank genome assembly. Lineage: Eukaryota; Metazoa; Arthropoda; Insecta; Lepidoptera; Erebidae.
AUGCUGUCGUCGUCGAUCGUUUACAUAAAUUUAGUUUUACAGAAGUGUUUCAGAUUUGCAAGUAAGCGAUUCAGUUGCUGUGCCUGCGUUGGGACGUCAACACCCUGUUGGUUACGGCCGCCGUUUACACAUGGAGCUGUACACACACUGCCACAAUUGAUCCAGGAGGCUGUCAGACCUGAUGCUGAGAUUUACAAGAAAGAGAUUCAGUUCCUGUGCCUGCGUUGGGAGUCAGCACCCUGUUGGAUCCUGGAGGCUGUCAGACCUGACGCUGAGGGCCGUCCUGCAAGACUUCGCCGCUGUCUUCUCGACGGUGUGACAAAAUGUGCCGAAGAAGCUUCACUUGAAGGUUCAGUCCACGGUGACGCGUCGAGGUCAGAGCUCGAGCUGUUGUACACGAUUAGCUUUAUAAGUAACUGUCGCGUGUUAUGUUUGUUCAAGUAA